Messenger RNA from Aspergillus homomorphus CBS 101889, 2060 nucleotides. RefSeq lists its product as uncharacterized. The transcript has 4 exons. NCBI's taxonomy places the organism in Eukaryota, Fungi, Ascomycota, Eurotiomycetes, Eurotiales, Aspergillaceae. Bases 158 to 1885 code for a protein of 575 amino acids. The record is from RefSeq and is a predicted model, not a curated record.
CCGAAGAUCACGGCUGGACGACCUCAUGCAUCCUUCGUCUGGCUACUACUCGCCUCAAUCCCAUUUGUCUCCUGACUUCUAUCCACAAAACAAAAACAACAAAUUUCAGGAAUACAUGCUCUACCAUUGGAAUCUUGCUUAAACGCUCCCCCUCCAAAUGUCGGACCGGCUCUCCCGUCCAUCCAGUCCAUACUUGGAGCCCCCAAGGAAGAGCGUCGAGUUGGAAGACCCCGGUGCUCGGGACUCCGUCGCCAACAGCGACGAUGAGCAUUUCUCUGAUGCCAGCGAAGGUCAUCAGCACCCUUCCUCCCGCCCCUCCGCCGGCCGCGCAUCAUCCCCUAUCCCACUUACACGAGUAGAACGAGUCGAUGAGGAUCCAGCACAUGGCGAAGUCCCCGGAACAUCCGCCUACGAGAUUAGAACUCAAGAUGCGGUUCCUGAUCAGGUCGAAGUCAUCCCUGAUGGGUCCCGCAGUCGGAGCACUUCGAUGUCCGGGCAGCAGCAGCGACCGAUGACGCCCAGUUCGCCCAUUCCCCGGACGGUAGUCGAGAAGGUGGAUCUGGACCAACCGAGUCAUGGGGAUAUACCUGGCACUCCGGCCUACGAGCUGCGCAAAGCGGAUGCGGUACCAGACGUCGUUGUGAAAGCAUCCGAGUCGGAUGCUGCGCCCAUCCCCGAGUCGGUUUCCGUUCCUACCGAUACAGCCGCGCCCGAGACGCUGCUGUCCCGAGUCAACUCGCACACAAACGACGAAGAGUCAUCACCACAAGUGUCAGCAGAUGAUGUAGAAGCACGGCCACACGCUCAUCGGGCCAAACCCAGUGACCCUCAGCCGGAUCAGACGGAAAUGGUCGCGGCGGAGCCCCCAGACUCGCCUGCAAGCCAUCGAAGUCACACCCGCCGGAAAUCCCCAGUGACCGAUGAAGACUUCGGGGAAGAAGAAAUGCCUGGGGGUGGUGCAGACGACUUCGAUGAUUUCACCGAGGGACAAGACGACAUGGGAGACUUCGACGACGCGGACUUCGGGGACUUUGACGACGGCUUCCAGGAGCCGAGUGCAGCGGUUCCUGUCGACACCGAAGUCUCGCAACCUCCCACGCCGCCCUCUGUUCCGACGCUUCUCGACUUCACCACCCACAAAACCAUCCCCGACCUCUACGCAGCGCUAGACGACCCUCUCGAUCAACUCUUCCCCUCCACGACAUCAUUACCAUCCUCACAGCUCGACCCGAUCCCGAACGCUACCGCCAUCUUCAGCACCGAACGCUCUCUCUCCCUCUGGUCCCAACUCGUCGCUCCCCCACCCCUCCAGCCCCAGAACUGGGUUAAAUCGCGCAUCCGCCGCCUCUUCCUCGUCUCGCUAGGCGUCCCCGUCGACCUAGACGAGAUCCUCCCCGCAUCCAAACAAAAGAAGCUCGUCCUCCCCUCCCUCACCAUCUCCUCCAACACCUCCUCAACCGCCACCCCGAAUCCCACCUCCCAAGAUCCCGGCACCGCCACCCCAACCCACGCAACCUCUCACUCUCGCUCCCAGAGCCUCGCCGCCAACGCGAACCGCAAUAGCACCCAAAGCACAGCCGGCGGCACCGGCAGCCCAGGCGGCACGCCCCGCAGCGCCGCCCGCCGACGACGCGAGGCCUCCCCGCCCCCAGACCUAGAUCUCUCCGCCGUCCGCCGCCUCUGCGCCACGACAGACGCGGCACUAGGCGGUCUGACGGACGGGGAACUCAAGGGCCAUGUCCAGGAAUUAGAAUGGGUGACACUGCGAGCGAGCUCGGUGUUAGAGUACUGGUUGAAACGGCUAGACGGGCUAGUAAGUGAGAAGGAGGCAUUCGAAGGCGUGAUUGAGAAUCUAGUCAGCCAUGCAAGGAGAGUGCGCAAGUAGUUCUGGUUCUUUUCGCUCCUUACUCGAACGGAACGGCGCCCGGGGGGUGGGGAACGACCGAUUCGCUGUCCGUUCUUUUAUUUAUAGCUUAUAAUGUCACUACAAGGAGGGGAGCAAAACAGACGGAUUACACUCAAUGGAUAGGGUGCUGCGGACGGGCGGAGGGUAAGGGAAC